Amborella trichopoda is the source of this 1070-nucleotide messenger RNA. Its product is annotated as Late embryogenesis abundant (LEA) hydroxyproline-rich glycoprotein family. Gene Ontology annotation, cellular component: plasma membrane. NCBI's taxonomy places the organism in Eukaryota, Viridiplantae, Streptophyta, Magnoliopsida, Amborellales, Amborellaceae. Gene Ontology annotation, biological process: defense response to other organism. The record is from RefSeq and is a predicted model, not a curated record.
ACCACCGACUUGCGGUUGCGCUUCCAUUGUCAAACGACUCACCCAAAUACUCCUUCCCUUCCCUUCCCCUUAUUAUUUCCCCUUUCCCUCUCACCUGCUCACCUCUCUCUCUCUCUCUCUCUCUCUCUCUCUAAAAGCUAAUCUAGAUCAGUAAAUCGUGCCCCCCUCUCUCUCUCUAGAGAACCUAAAAAAAACAGAGGACCCCCACCUCUCUCUGCAUCCGAUCCUCCUCCUCUUGAAAUGGCGGACAGAGUGUACCCUGCAGCCAAACCAGGUGGCGGACCGCCCAAUUUCACAACCAAAGCGCAAUUGUAUGGCGCCACGCGCGCCGCCUACCGCCCCACGGCCCCCUCUCACCGCUACCGCCGCAGCCGCUGCUGCUCCUGCUGCCUGUGGUUGUCUCUCGUCAUUCUCAUCCUCCUAAUUCUGGUCGCAGCGGCGGCUGCCGUCUUCUACUUCCUCUACCGCCCCCACGCCCCCGCUUUCUCUGUCUCCUCUGUUUCUCUCUCUACCUUCAACCUCACCAAAGGCUCCCACCUUAACUCCGAAAUCUCUCUCCAGAUCAAUGCCCGAAACCCCAACAAGAAGCUCGUCUAUGUCUACGACCCCUUCGAGCUCUCUCUCUCUACAGGUGAUGUGCCUCUCGGGCAAGACUCGUUCCCUGGGUUUGUCCAUGGCACCCAGAACUCCACCCUGAUGAAAUUCGAUGUGAAAAACAGCAACGCCGCGGUCGAUUCAGCUCAGUUGGGAGCUUUGCAGAGUGCGCAGAAUAAGAAGAGUUUGGAGCUCAGUUUGAGGUUGGAUACAAAGGUGAGAGCUAAGGUUGGGAGUGCGAAGAGUGGGAAAAUUAGGGUUAGGGUUUCUUGCGACGGGAUCAAUGCGGCCAUUGGUGGUAAGGGAAAGGACUCUUCUCCUUUUGGGGCAAAGUGUGAUGUGAAGCUUAGGAUUAAGAUCUUCAAAUGGGUGUUGUAGCCCUGAUCUCGACUCGAUCCGGAAAAACCGAAUACAUGACUCAUAGGUGAGAUUUGCAAUAUGAAAUCUGCACUAUGGAAAGCUCAAAAUCUCUCUCU